AUGCCGAGAGACCCCGACCGAGCCGGCCUGCUCAAGAAUGACGGCAACAAGUACUUCCAGUCAGGCGACUACGUCGGCGCGGAAAGUAUGUAUUCCAAAGCGCUAACUGGUACCUUGCAAUAUAGUAUCAUCGCAGACGACACCAAUCCCGCCCUGUAUACGAAUCGCGCCAUGGCUAGGCUGAAGCUCAAGCUCUGGGACUCGGCCAUUGCCGACUGUGAAGCUUGCCUGAAGCUCAACGACGAGAGCAUGAAGGCCCACUACUACUUAGCCCAAGCCCACUCCGAACUCCACGACUACGAGGAGGCAUUGUCCCAUGCGAUCAAAGCCCACAGUCUCUGCGUCAUCACUAACGACAAGUCCCUCACGCAAGUCACCACACUCGUCCUAAAUUGCAAGAAAGCUCGGUGGGAGGAAAUGGAGAAGAAGAGGAUACGCGAAGACCAGGAGCUCGAGAAAGAGGUCAUCUCCAUGAUGGAGCAAGAGAAGGACGACAUGAUCGCCACUUGCGACAACGAAGGCGACCGAAAACAGGUUGCGCAAGAGUGGGAGCACAAGAUAUCAAUACUCAAGAAGACCUUCGACAAGGCUCGGUCUGAGUUUGAGAGGCGUCGGGUCGUUCCGGAUUGGGCCAUCGAUGACAUCAGCUUCGGUAUCAUGGUCGAUCCUGUCAUGACUAAGACUGGCAAGAGCUACGAGCGCGCUUCUAUUAUGGAACACCUUCGGAGGCAUCCCACUGAUCCGCUCACAAGGGAACCGCUGUUGCCCAAUGAACUGCGUCCAAACCUGGGGUUGAAACAAGCCUGUGAAGAGUUUCUUGAGGGAAAUGGCUGGGCCGUAGACUGGUGA
Pseudomassariella vexata is the source of this 849-nucleotide messenger RNA. Its product is annotated as U-box domain-containing protein. The transcript is spliced from 3 exons. NCBI's taxonomy places the organism in Eukaryota, Fungi, Ascomycota, Sordariomycetes, Amphisphaeriales, Pseudomassariaceae. The coding region runs from base 1 to 849 and encodes 282 amino acids. Gene Ontology annotation, biological process: positive regulation of proteolysis; proteasome-mediated ubiquitin-dependent protein catabolic process; cellular response to misfolded protein. The record is from RefSeq and is a predicted model, not a curated record. Gene Ontology annotation, molecular function: ubiquitin protein ligase activity; protein-folding chaperone binding. Gene Ontology annotation, cellular component: cytoplasm.